Wyeomyia smithii (pitcher-plant mosquito) is the source of this 4831-nucleotide messenger RNA. RefSeq lists its product as uncharacterized. The record is from RefSeq and is a predicted model, not a curated record. Gene Ontology annotation, molecular function: protein binding. The transcript is spliced from 7 exons. NCBI's taxonomy places the organism in Eukaryota, Metazoa, Arthropoda, Insecta, Diptera, Culicidae. Bases 994 to 3354 code for a protein of 786 amino acids.
UCAGUUCAGUUCGCGUUUGGACUUCGUAUCGGUCAGAUGUGUUUUCGCUGCAGCCAGCAGUUGGAGCGUUUUUCCUUGCUUUCGCUCAGUGUCGGUAAAUUCGCGCAUUUCCGUUAGAGCACGCGAUCAGUCGUCGAUUGUUCCGAGUUCCGACGUACCACUGAGACCAUCAAAGACCACGUUUUUGGUUCUAUUUUUUUCUCUUCAGUGCACUUUGGGGAGAUUAUCCGCCACCGGACACCGGAGGAAGGGAAAUUUGGCGGAAUUAUUAAGUUUCUAUUUAUUCUGGUUGUUUCGGGGGCUUUCGUCAGGUUCGCUGCUUUUUUUUUCGUGUGGUCUGGUUGUGUGAAAUAUAUUUGCAGUUAACUUCGAAAUUAGCCGUACAGCACCAAAGCCGGGUGCCGUUGGAUUUUCCUAGCGUGGCUUGGCGUCGGCUGAUUUAGCUAAUGCUAUUAGCAUAUCUAUAUGCAUUCCGUACACGGUUCCAUUCCCGGGCGGCGUAUGAGCAGAGAACGUAACAUUUUUGCCGUGAUCUCGUUUGCUUCUUCGAUGAAAAGUGAUUGUUAAAGGUGUGAAUUGGAUAAUUGAUAAUCGUGAGGGGGAAGAUCUGGGUGAUUGGAAAACUAUCAGCCGCAGUGAAAUUUGUGGAAUGAAAACAUAAAUAAAAAUCACACGCACAAUCAGAGGUACGUUAGGCGCCCUGAAAUCGAGGUGCAACGACGCACACUUCGAGAGAUCUCUUACGGUGUUUGUUUGGCUAGCUUGUAAUUGAAUUAACGCUUUUCGACUCCGUGGGAACGACGCAGCGCAGUCCGAACGUAAAGUGGUCAUACAAGAGGAAAGAGAAGUCGUCCCUGAGGAUCUGAGUUAGAGCUACCGAGCACUCGUUUGAGUGCCGAACGCGAGCACUGACUAGGGUUCAGUUCCACAGCAGUGACAAGUGAUUCUACAGUACCUAACACCGAAACUAGGCCGUCAACCCAAACCGGAAAGAUGAUGCUGAGAGUUGAAUUUCUUAUUUUGAUGCUAAUGAUAGCCCUUGGUCAGGGCAGCCUCAAACUGGGUGCCCCCUGCCAGCACGAUAUGGACUGUACCGACAGUGUUCGCGGCAGCUACUGCACCCUGGAGGGUUUCUGCGAAUGUUCCCCGUUCUACGUGCGGCUCAACGAAACCAAGUGCCUACCGUCCCAACUGCUGGAAAGUGACUGCCACCUAUCGGAACAGUGCGCCAUGCGUGUGGCGAACAGUAUUUGCGACGGGGGGCACUGCCGCUGCGAGGACGGCUUUCUGCAGUUCCGCAAGCACACCUGUUUGUCACCGGCUCAACCGGGCACGGUAUGCUACAGUAACGCUCAUUGCCGCAUGUGGAUCACCGAAAGCCACUGUGAUUUUUUAAUUCCAAAUCUGUUCGGACGCUGUCAGUGUACUUCCCCGGCUCGGCAGGUGGGAUCCACGUGCGUGGUGAAACCCGAAAUCGUUGUCGAGGAGAAGCUGCCCGAAGUCGUCAGCUCUACUGAACCGCCGCAACAUCCGGUGGAAAUUGAUCGAGUGCCAACUACGACGACCGAAGAUGACGCAGUUGUUAUUGAAAACAUACGUACGGAACGGAAUGAAGCCGAUCAUGAUCAGCAGAUGGAAAGUACUGAGCAAAGUGCUCAAACGGAGAAGGAAUCCGAAGACCAGGAAAGUACGACAUCUAGUGGAAGCUAUUUUGACAGUACUAGUGAAGAGACGAACGAAUCGUACGACGAUUACAGCAGUACAUCAAACGUACACAAAUAUGAAAACGCAGAACCAUAUUCUACCACGGAACAAGAGGAAGCUGAAUCUAGCGUUCAAGAACACGAAUAUGAUACCAGUCAAACAACAACCGAAUAUCCUUCCCGCGAAACAACAGAAUCCGAACCAUAUUCUUCCGAACCUCACUCAUCCGAACCUCAUUCAUCGGAAUCUUCAAUUUCCGAAUCCACCGGUGAAAACUACGACUAUGAUAGCACCAACCAGGGCGCAGAGGAAGAAGAACUUUAUCAGCCUCAGGUCUCUCACAACGGUCCAGUAGAACUAAUCGAAAAGCAUAACCACAUUUCCGAUGAAAACCACUCUAAUAUAAUCGAGGGCGAAGAAGAAACCACGCCGUACGGGGCGGAAACUACAACCACUGAAACCCAUAAAUACAUCCCUAACCAGAGCGCCAACACGAAGUACGUAACUACCCAGAUUGCCGAUCUUUACCAGCAUUCGGACCGGCAUGAGACGGAAAAUGAAGUCGAUGGUGCGGUUUUCGAACACACCACACCGACCAUGGUGAGGCUGGCAAGCAGGACAACCGUCAUCGAACCGGUUGACACGCCGGUCUCCAGCACAGUAGCCACGCUUAUCGCUGAAGCAGAAAUCGAAACCACUGUGUCGACCAUCGACUCGCACCGCUCUAGUACAGCUUCUAGUACGACAGCUGCUUCGGAUGAGUCAAACACAGAGAGCAGCGUCAGAGUAAAGCAUCAAGGCAUCCGAACACGUGUUGAUCUUGGCGACGGGCCAGUUUCGCUCGGGCUGGCGUGCAUCAACAACCGACAGUGUCAGCUGGCCGAUCCCUACACGUACUGCAACGAGCUUGGCCGGUGUGAUUGCGCCCAUCCGCAGCAGGCUGGACUGCGGGAACACGUCUGCAACGGUGCCAAUACCGGUUGCGCUCCCGGCACAUUUCAGUGCCGUUCGAGUGGUAUCUGCAUCAGCUGGUUCUUCGUUUGCGACGGUCGCCCGGAUUGCAGCGACGCCUCGGACGAAGAGUGCAGCUUUUCGCUGAAAGCCAACAUCACCAACUGUCCCAACCUGUCCUUCCGAUGCGAGCGCAGUGGUCGCUGCAUUUCGCGGGCCGGAAUCUGCGACGGUAAAAUCCAGUGCCCGCAGGGUGAGGACGAGGUCGGCUGCGAUUUUCGAAAGUCCCGAAGAUGUCCGGAAAACACCUUCAUGUGCCGAAGCGGCGAGUGUCUGCCGGAGUACGAGUACUGUAACGCCAUCGUAACCUGUCGGGAUGGAAGCGAUGAACCGCCGCAUCUGUGCGGUUCCCGCUCGGUGCCGAACUUCUUCGUGAAGCUGCUGUCUGGGCCGAGCAGCCGCAGCCGGAGCUAUUGUCCGAUGCGAUGCGGCAACGGCAAUUGUCGCUCCACGGCUAUUGUUUGUUCCGGUCGGGACGGGUGCGGCGACGGAAGCGACGAGGAGAACUGUGCCGUCUGUCGUUGUCCGGCCCCACCGGCUGAUGAAGUAGACCGAUCGGAUCAUCUGGUCGUUCCCGUCAGCAGCAGGUCCAAGCAGCGGACCCGUACAGGACGCAUCACCAACAAUUGGCAGCAAUAGUAAUGCAGACUUACUAAUUCCGACUGCUGACUGAGAGCGGUGCUUCGUUUGCAAACAGCUAAACGGAACACAAUUGUACUAUAAAAGCUAAAGCAAUUUUAUACUUACACCCGAUGAUGUAAACGCACGGUCCAUUGGAUUCUUCCAGCAAAUGACCAAGCGCUCGCUUCAAGUAAUAGGAAUGCAGCAAAAAUAAUAAGCACAAAAUAACAACCCAUGACGAACACAGAAAGUAAACAAAUGUGCGCAAAAGAGAAAAUAAAAACAAUCUUAUCAACUAGUGCCAAUCGUGAAUUCAGAUGCACAUUGAAGUUUUCCAGCAUCUUUUCUGCCUACCAGGCAGAUAACAGAGCACGACCGUUCGCACAUCCGGCCGUUAGUACGUGCCGUCCUUCGUCUAUGUUUCAGCUCCAGUGACAAUGAUGCAUGUACCCGGAGGCUCCACUGCCAGAAUGCUAGCGAGUGAAUGCAGUAGAAGUUGGUUAAAAAUUUUCUCCCAGGAAAAUGAUUCGCGGCUUCUCAGUUUAAGUGCGAUGAGCGCGCGAUAUUUAUAGUAGCGUUAAUAUUAACUUGUACAUAUACCGAUAACAGCUAGUUGAUAUUUUAUGCGCUAUCGUUCUAAGAUAAAUUAUAGCAAAAGAAUGCAUGCAGUUGACUUUCAAGAGAAGGUUGGUGCUCUAUUCGGUAGCAUCUGCCGUGAGUGUAAUAAUUUCCACCGAUCAGAAUUCACACAAACUAUAUUAAAAUUUGUUUGAAUCAAGUUUAUUUAUAGUCGACAAUUCCUGAAUCCAUUUAUCGAUUAAAUUACAACCUUAUAGGACGAACCUUGAAAAGGCGAAAAAACUGCCUUUCCCGGUAAUAUAUGGUUGUCGCGACACCCUCCUUUCGUGUUUCAUCCUUUCUUCAUUUAUUCCAGUGUAUGUAUGUACUAGCCCCCCAACUAACGGCCAGCUCGCUACCACUGUUGAUAAAGAAAAUCUAGGCUAAGUGUAAAGACACGAAUCGAUAAGCGCUGGUUUCCUUGAAGGCGGCGGUCGACACGAAGAACGUAAAUUGAAAUUUAUUCAUUAAAGACACGCGGCUCGUGCCAAGCGGAACUUAAAACUUCCGCCAUGCGAGGGAUGCUCUCACUGUUAGCCAGGGUGGUUCUCACCUUCUUCGUUCUCAGUUAACUGUUUAGUCAUUCAAAUUGAUUAUGCCGCUCUUUUUUUCAUAUUCUUAGUAUUUCAAUGCUAAGGUUUACGCUUUCGUUCGCCUUGGAUACUUUGUUGUAGCUUAUUCGAACAAAAAAAAACGACUAGAAUUUUCGAUUCCUUCAACCCUGUCACGGCCUUGAUCGAAUAGAACCUAAUGGCAACUGCAUGCAAUCAUUAAUCCAAGCUUAACAAACCUAUAUGUAUGAUAGCAAUACGUUUUAUAACACUUUUACACUUUUAAGCCACCGUAGCUCAUAGAGAAGGUUUUAAUUAAAAUCUUU